AUGGAGGACGAGACAGAGAACAACCUGGUGGGGCACGUUUUGUCAGAACUUGAAAUGUCCAGGGAAUAUAUUAGGGGGAAAUUUAAAGGUACGGGAAAAGGGGGCAAAAAUGCAAAAGGAGGAAGCAGCCAAACAGGGGGAGAACCCACAGAGGUUUACAAAAACUACGACAAGAUAUUAACCUGCAUAGAAGACAAAAUUGCAUUUUAUAAAAAUUUGAAUGAGGUGGAAAAAGCAAAAAGGGGACACGCUGAAAAUGGCGAAAGCCGCCCAACUGAGCAGCCCUACCAAAGGACCGCAAAAAGAAGGGACAACUUUUUCGAAGAAUACGAAAAAAACAAAUCCAGUCUGCAGAAAAUGAAGAAGAAAACCAUUGCAGGGUAUACCGAGGAAGGAAAUGCGAUAAUUAUAAACAAUGAUAAAUUUUGCAAAAUGUUCAUUAAUUAUAAUUUGGCUAGUGAUCGGAAGAAUGGGGUGACAGAUUCUCGAUUGAAUGGAACUGUCCAGGGAGGAGACGACUUAAGCGAACUCUCCUGCUCCAGCUCGAGCGUCGUUUCUCUACACAGCUUUGUAAAAAGUGAGAAGACUAAACGGAUAAGAGGCAACAGGGAAGCCUACAUAAGGCACAAAUAUCAUGAUCAUGCAUUUGUUAACCACAAAUUGUAUCCCUGCAGUGACUGUUCGUCCAGUUCGUUCAGCUGGUACAGCGACGACUAUGAUGAUCUGUUCUACUACUCCAAUUUGUUGAAGGAAGACAAAGGCUUUAAAAAAUGCUACGUGGAGGAAAAAGAUGGGGAGGAGGAUAAGAUCACGAAGAAGAAGAAGGAUACUCAACAGUGUAAACAAAAGAAGAACAAAGAGAAACACAUCAAAGAGUUCGAACGUGAUGUCGCAAAAGAAUCCCCCUUCUACAACUACAUCUACUUCAAGUUGCCUGAAAAAGACAAAAGUAAAGCAUACCCCAUUUUUGUAAACACCAUAAAUGGAAAAAAAAAAAUGUAUAAUUUAAAAAAAAUUUGCAGAAAUACACAUAAAAAGAAUUACAACCAUAAUGAGGCAAAUAAGUAUGAAUUAGAUGAAACAUUAUUCAGUUACAAAAAAUGUAAGUUACUUCCAUCCGUUAAGAAUGAAACAAACAAGAAAGGAAAUCAUCCCAUCGAAAUGCACAGCGACGACGUCUUGAGGAGAAAGCACUUCGAUUCGGAUGACGUAAACUAUGCAAUAGACAAAAUUAUACAUCAGAUGGGAAAAAUCUCCAGCUCCGAAAAAGAAGAAAAAAGAAAAUUCAACCAUUCUGACAACUUCAACAACAUUCUUAACAAAAAUAAGGAGUUCCUAAAAAGGGAAAAGAAUUUUACCUUCCAAAAGUUGUGCGAAACGGAGAAGAUAAGGCUAAAAGUAAAAAUCAUCGGAACUGAUGGGAGAGUAAUUAAAAACAAAAGUUUGGACAAUGUUCUAAUAAACAAGAACAAAACCUUCGGCGAUUUGGCCACCCACCUGGGCCAUUCAUUCAAGCUACCCAAGGAUAAAAUAGAAAACAUUAAAAUGUAUUUUGACGGGGAUUUAUGUGAUAAGGACCUUACAUUUGACAAUGAAGAACUGGGACUGGAAGAUGGCUUCCAAAUAGACGUGAAGUUCCCCCUGUCCGAGGAUAACGUUAAUAAGCAAGAUGAAGCAGAUUUCAGUGAUGACAACUACGUGCUCUACCUACCUGACUCGUACGUCAUUGAUUAG
Molecule: messenger RNA, 1734 nt
Organism: Plasmodium knowlesi strain H
Lineage: Eukaryota; Apicomplexa; Aconoidasida; Haemosporida; Plasmodiidae
Product: conserved Plasmodium protein, unknown function
Exons: 7
Coding region: 1-1734 (577 amino acids)
Source: RefSeq, a predicted model, not a curated record